Molecule: messenger RNA, 207 nt
Organism: Penicillium soppii
Lineage: Eukaryota; Fungi; Ascomycota; Eurotiomycetes; Eurotiales; Aspergillaceae
Product: nucleotide cyclase
Exons: 2
Coding region: 1-207 (68 amino acids)
Source: RefSeq, a predicted model, not a curated record
AUGGAGGACCUCUACAAAGUGGCCAUCGAUACCUCCACCAUUUUUUCCGAAACCGAUACCGCAGGUACUAUUUUGAAUGUCAAUGAUGGAUAUUGCAAAGCAUCAGGUUAUUCCAGCUUAUCGGCCAGAAUCACCGUCUUGUCAAAUCCCAACACCACCCCUCUACUUUCUACGACGGCAUCUGGAUCUCCAUCGCCAAGCGAUUAG